AUGUCCUCGAUUUAUGGCUACAAUGGAGCCCAAAAUCUCUGUUAUGCUCUCCUGGCUGAUCUUGAGACCACCACUAUCUCCAAACGCCCCGUUCUACUCACCGACUCCGGGGGAUCCCACAAUCAAGAGAGGACUCCAGUCUCCAAGCCAACAACUUCAUCUUACAACUCUCAGGCUGGAAAAGCAGCCAUGCCGGUUGAUCCAAUCCCAACACCACCCCUGCAAGGCGGGAGCGACAAGGAGCAUCUCUACAGUACAGUCUGCAAGCCCCUCUCACCAAAGGCAAAGGAAGCCGCCCCUCCACCCUUCUCCUCCUCCAGCGGGGUGCUCGGAGCCGGGCUUUGCGAACUGGAUCGGCUUCUCCAAGAGCUCAACGCAACCCAGUUCAACAUCACAGAUGAAAUAAUGUCCCAAUUCCCAUCCAGCAAAAGCCCUGCUGCAGACAAGGACAAAGAGAGAUUGGACGAUUCGACAGACGGUACUUCUUUAUCCCGGUCAACAGCGUCUCCAUCUGCCAAGCCAACGGCCACCUCAGCGACUUUGGAGCUGGACAAGCUCAUGGCUUCCCUGUGAUUCCGCGUCCAGAGCAAUCUUCCAGGAGUUUCUGCUCCCACCACAGCUGCCACCACGACCACCAUGGUGCCACCAGCACCUGCUCCCGCCCAAGUGCCCUCAGCUCAGCAGCCUGUGGUGUCAUCUGUUUGCCCAGGCCCCACGGCUAUGCCCCAGAUGUCCCCAGGCCAGCCCAGCGGGAACCUGGAUAGCAUGCUCGUGAUGCUGGAGUCGGAUCUCAGCCGCCAAGGCAUUUCUACCACAGCUAAGGGGCUUUGUGCUUCCUGUCAAAAACCCAUCGCCGGGCAGGUGGUAACUGCCUUGGGGAGUACUUGGCACCCAGAGCAUUUUGUCUGCACUUAUUGCCAGAAGGAGAUGGGAGGCAGCAUUUUUGAGAAGGACGGCGCCCCUUACUGCGAGAGAGAUUACUUUCAGCUUUUCUCUCCCCGCUGUGGAUUCUGCAACGAACCCAUCCUGGAUAAAAUGGUGACUGCGCUGGAUAAGAAUUGGCACCCAGAGCACUUCUGCUGUGUUAAGUGCAGGCGGCCCUUUGGAGAGGAAGGCUUUCACGAGAAAGAUGGGAAGCAGUAUUGUCGCCAGGACUUUUAUGAGCUCUUCUCCACUCGCUGUCAAGGGUGCAGCCAGGCUAUUUUGGAGAACUAUAUCUCGGCUCUCAACGCUUUGUGGCAUCCAGAAUGUUUUGUUUGCAGGGAAUGCUACACCCCAUUCAUGAAUGGCAGCUUCUUUGAGCAUGGUGGACGCCCCUUCUGCGAAAUCCAUUACCACAAGCAAAGGGGCUCGCUCUGUUCUGGUUGCGAGAAACCCAUCACCGGCCGCUGCAUCACCGCCAUGGGCCGGAAGUUCCACCCGGAGCAUUUCGUAUGCGCCUUCUGCCUCAAGCAGCUCAACAAAGGCACCUUCAAGGAGCAGAACGAGAAGCCCUAUUGCCACCCUUGCUUUAUCAAGCUCUUCGGGUGACUGGGAGGGGUCCUGGCCUUGCUGGGGUCAGGCCACGCCUCCUGCUGGCGUGGAAAGGGGGGAGGGCCCAUCAUCAGCUUUUGAAUGAGCCGCACCCACUGCCAUGCAUGGGAGGGUGGGAAAUACCUGUGCCUUAAGGGGCCCCAACCCUCAACCUGGGAGCCCAUCCACCAUUGCCAAAAACCACGCCUGUAGAUCAGAGCUACUCGCAAAGCAAGCAAUGAAGGAAGCAAGUCGGAUCUGCUCCCAUCCUUCUCAGGAGCCAGGCCUCUGUUCCCGCACAAGCAGCCAAGCGUUAUCCCCCACCCAAUACCAGGCCACUUUUAAGCCACCAUUCCCCCCCCUCCAGCACCAGCACUUCUGACAGGAGGCCCUGCCUUAAGCCACGUCUCCAAUAUCAGCUGGUGAGGUCCUCAGAAGACCAGGAUGUGAUGCAACCCACCUCUGGUGUCUUUACCUCUAAGUCCAGCUGUAUGGGUUGAGUGCUCUGCCCUACAGCUCUUCUCAACCAUAAAGCCAUCUUGGUGGGAGCCGGUCAGCUCAUAUCUAAGGUCUUUGGAACAUCUGGAUAUUUUAUCCUGGUAUUUAAUUUGUGGAGAGCAGUGGCCCAUCAGUGGUGCAAUUCAGACGGUUCUAUCCAGUUUGGGUGAACCAGUAGCAGCGGCGGCGGGAGGCUCCGCCCAC
Messenger RNA from Thamnophis elegans (Western terrestrial garter snake), 2214 nucleotides. It is a transcript of the gene TGFB1I1, whose product is annotated as transforming growth factor beta 1 induced transcript 1. Gene Ontology annotation, cellular component: stress fiber; Z disc; adherens junction. Gene Ontology annotation, molecular function: muscle alpha-actinin binding; actin binding. Gene Ontology annotation, biological process: actin cytoskeleton organization; muscle structure development. The record is from RefSeq and is a predicted model, not a curated record. NCBI's taxonomy places the organism in Eukaryota, Metazoa, Chordata, Lepidosauria, Squamata, Natricidae.